Labeo rohita (rohu) is the source of this 2500-nucleotide messenger RNA. It is a transcript of the gene plekha2, whose product is annotated as pleckstrin homology domain containing A2. Lineage: Eukaryota; Metazoa; Chordata; Actinopteri; Cypriniformes; Cyprinidae. Gene Ontology annotation, cellular component: membrane; cytoplasm. The transcript has 12 exons. Gene Ontology annotation, molecular function: PDZ domain binding. The record is from RefSeq and is a predicted model, not a curated record. Bases 212 to 1384 code for a protein of 390 amino acids.
UUGGUUUUAACUCAACUUGCUGUCAACCCGGAAAGAGGCUGCGCUCGGGACACAGGGCUCGGCUUGGCGCGCGGAGCUUUCAUCUGUUUUCGCGGAUAAAUGAGUGCGCAUUGUGCGUGCAUUGUAUGCUGAGAGCGCGCUGAACAACACGCACACGGCGGAACGCGGAUGACUCACAAGCCUUUGGGAUUUUGGAAGUGAAAUCUGGGACAUGCCUUACCUGGACAGACUAAAUCGCACCUGUGGAUUCCUGGAUAUCGAGCAAAAUGAGAACAGCGAUAAGUUUUACCGGCGCUAUUUUAUCUUGGAUACUAAUGAGAAUUUUCUCCUAUGGUAUAUGGACAAUCCACAGAACUUGCCUCCGGGAACAAAGUGCGUUGGAAGUUUGCGACUUAGUUACAUUUCAAAGGUUAAUGAAGCAUCAGUAAAGCAGAAACCAAAAGCAGAAUUCUGCUUUGUAAUAAACGCAUUGUCCAGACGGUACUUUCUGCAGGCCAAUGAUGCAGUGGACUUGAAGGAAUGGGUCGUUGCUCUGAAUAAUGCCACCAAAAUUACAGUUCCAAAAGCAUCACCAGUGGCCCAAAGCACUGAUGCCACAAAUGUUUCAAACCCAAGUCAGUCAACAUCUCAGCAGGCGUAUAAAACAGAAAUUGUGGGAGGUGUGGUUGUGCACACGCCAGUCCAGCAGAGCGAAAAUGAGGACGUCUUCACGAGUGAUCUAGGAUCACACGUCACUUUAAGGAGAUGCCAAAGCGUGCGUCCACAUGUUGUGAGGUCUGGCUACUGUGUCAAGCAAGGCAAUGUGAGGAAAAGCUGGAAGAGGAGGUUUUUUAUUUUAGAUGACCAAACUGUGAGCUACUAUAAAUCUGAAAUGGAUAAGGAACCACUGCGUAGUAUUCGACUGCAGGAUGUGCUAAAAGUUAACGAGUGUCUUGUGAAAUCCGGGGAUCUGCUGUCUCGUGAUAACCUUUUUGAAAUCAUCACCAGCACCAGAACCUUCUACAUCCAGACAGACACCCCAGAAGACAUGAAGGGCUGGAUCAAGGAUAUUGCCUCAAAAAUUCAAGACUUUAGAGGCCCGUGUAAGAUACGCUCUUCCUGCAAAGCCUUUCCUGGACAGAGGAAGCCUCAGCUUGUGAAGUCCUGCUCCAUUGCAGAUUCGUGGCAGCCGUGGACCCCGGUGCCCAAUCAGGAGAAGCAUUUGAAGGAAGAGGGUCAAAGGGAAGGGCCGUACAGCUCUCUUCCCUCACUCUCACACACGGCCAACAUCUUUCAGUCAGCGACUCAACAAAAUCGACAACGGCACCAUUCCCAGCCUCAACUCGCUCCCAGCGACACAGACUUUCCUGACAGUCUUGACAAUCUCCGCUCCACUGAUGUUUAGUUGCUUUAAUGGAUACUGCUGGCCAGCACAUGGAUAGUGUUAUGAUUUUAGCCGUUUGAUUGUUGCUUUUUCUAUUCAGUGGUGCACACACAAGUGCUUCAGUCAUUGCAAUGCUGCUCACUGACUCUAAAGGAAUAGUUCGCAAAUUUAGUUCCCAAAUAGUACCUAAAAAUUCAGUCAUGGUUUACUCACUCUUCUGUCAAGCUCCAAAAUCAAUGUAUGGCAAGAAUUGUCUACCAUUGCUUCAAACAAUUGUACUUUUGUGUUCUACACAAAAAACUGUAGAAGAUUGAAAAAAAUUGGUAGUUUGGGGUGAACUAUUCCUUUAAAAGAAUGUGUCUUUUAUAUAUGUAGGAAUGUAAAAUGAGGAAGGAAAGAUAUUUUAUGUGUUGUAUUUCUUUACUGAAUUUCCCAAGACAUACAGUGGGGUCUGAAAGUCUGAGACAACUUGUGAAAUGCUUUUAUUUUGUAUGAUGUAAUAUAUGUGUAUAAUGAUUUUUUUAUCACAAAAAUAUGAGUGAAAAGUAAAAAAAAAAAAAGAUACAUAACAAUAAUGUCUUAGUAUUUGGUAGAUGACAUUUGCUUUAUUAACUUGAGCUGACAUUAACUGAUAAACAUGUUAUCCAGCAUGAUUUAAGAAUGUUCCAAAGACCAUUGCUUAUUUUGCUCGGUUUUACAUUAGUUGCUUUACAUCAGAUAUGAAAAAUGUACAUUUCAAGAUUCAAAAACCUCGAUUUUCAGUGUGGUCUCAAACUUUUGGACCCGCUUGUACACUUGAAAGUAUUGUUGGUACGUGUGGUAGACUUCAGUCAAGGUAUCUGGGUAUAUUUUGAAGUCAUUUUGUUUUUAAUAUCACUAAUGAAGCCACCUGAAGGAUUAGAAAAACUUUGACUAGACAUUCUAUGAUCUUCGUGACUGAAAACGUAUUUUAAUAUCGAUUACUGCGAAAUUCCUUGAAAUGUUUAUAGAACUUCUCGUUUUGUUGUUGUGAAUGGUACUACAUGUUAACAAGUAAUGUUUCUGUUGCUCAAAGUACUUGUUUUUUAUAUGCCUCGUUGCUAGAUAUGCCUCAUCGCUUUGCACAUGAAAUAAACCAGUCUUUGAAGGAAAAAAUGA